AUGGAGAAGAGUUCACGGCCAUCGAUUCAACGCUGGCUUCUUAUGAUGUUGUCUUGCUUCUUCCUUCUUACCAUGAUUCAUGCACAUAGGUCACCACCACCCGUCAAACUCCACGUAACGGAAGAACAUGUGGAGAUAGAUAACGGCAUUGUUAAAAUCACGUUGUCUAAUCCGACCGGCAUGAUCACAAGCCUCGGGUACAAAAACAUCACCAAUAUUCUUGAAUAUCGCUUUGUAGAAGGGCGAAGAGGGUACUAUGAUAUUAUGUGGAGUAAGCCAGAUCACAACGAAAGUUAUUUUGACAGACUCGACUGUCAGAGCUUUAGAAUUAUAGUAGAAACAGAUGAUCAAGUUGAACUUUCUUUUACAAGGACAUGGCAUCACUUCCUUGAUGGAGAAGUGCCUCUCAAUAUUGAUAAGAGGUACAUUGUCCUGCGUGGAUCAUCAGGUUUCUACUCAUAUGCAAAUUUAGAGCAUAUGGAAGGAUGGCCCGAUCUAAACAUAUAUGAAGCAAGAAUCGCCUUCAAGCUUCACCAAGACAUGUUUCAUUACAUGGUAAUAUCCGACGAUAAACAAAGGAUGAUGCCAACAGAUAUGGAUUUGAAAACAGGCCAACAUCUUAGUUACAAGGAAGCUGUUUGGUUAACAAAUUCCAGCAAUCCACGACUGAGAGGAGAGGUGGAUGAUAAGUAUCAGUACUCGUGUGACAACAAGGAUAACCGCGUGCACGGAUGGAUUAGUUCAAAAUCCAAUCUGAAGAUUGGGUUCUGGGUGAUAACGCCUAGUGAUGAGUUCCGAGCCGGUGGUCCUGUCAAACAAGAUCUCACUUCGCACGCUUCCUCUACUUCCCUGGCUAUAUUCUUUAGUGUGCAUUAUGCUGGUGAGGAUUUUGGAGUGAGAUUACGUGAUGGAGAGCGGUGGAACAAAGUGUUCGGCCCUGUUUUCAUGUACCUCAACUCGGACUCAGAUUCCACAUCAAUAUGGGAAGAUGCUAAGAGACAGGCUGCCCAAGAGACCAAGAAUUGGCCUUACGAUUUUCCAUUGUCCCGAGAUUUUCCCCAUUCCAACCAACGAGGCGUUGUCACAGGCCGAUUAUUUGUCAAAGACCGGGCAAUUACACCAGCAAUUUCAGCAUAUGUGGGAUUGGCCCAACCUGGAGAUGCUGGAUCUUGGCAGACCAACUCUAACGGCUAUCAAUUUUGGAGCCAAAGCGACAAAAGGGGCCACUUCAGCAUCAAAGGUGUUAGAGAAGGCAUUUACAACUUGUACGCGUGGGUGCCAGGAGUCAUCGGAGACUAUAAACACCAUGCUGAUAUUAUAGUCCAACCAGGAAGCCAAGUUGGGAUGGGUAAUAUUACGUACACUCCUCCAAGAAAUGGUCCGACUCUCUGGGAAAUCGGGAUCCCUGAUCGAACUGCAGCUGAAUUCUACGUUCCUGAUCCAGCCCCUCAUCUAGUAAACAGACUAUAUGUGAACCACACAGAAAAGUAUAGGCAAUAUGGUUUGUGGGAGAGAUACACUGAUUUAUAUCCUGAUCAGGAUUUAAUUUACACUGUCGGAGUGAGUGAUUAUCAUAGGGACUGGUUUUUUGCCCAUGUAAAUAGCUAUGUACCAACAGUAUGGCGAAUUGUGUUCAACACAAGUGAGGUGAUUAGGAGAGGACGUUACACGCUUCGGAUUGCAUUGGCAUCUUCCAACAUGGCAGAAAUCCAAGUACGGAUCAACAAGUUCAAGGGCACUCGCCCCCAUUUCUCGACAGGAUUGAUUGGGAAAGACAACGCGAUUGCUAGGCAUGGUAUUCAUGGUCUGUACAGACUAUACAAUGUGACUGUAUUGGGAUCUCAAUUAGUGGAAGGAACAAACACAAUAUAUCUGAGGCAGUCACGUCCUUCAUCGCCAUUCAUCGGCGUCAUGUAUGACUACAUUCGCCUCGAAGCCCCCGCAUGCGCCUCGACAAACACCACGUGUGUUUCCAAUGCAUCCUGGAUUUCGAAUUCUCUGCUUUUUAACUUGCUUUUAAUUUAUAUCUUUCACUUUCUUGCUUCUACCUUUCAUCCAUUAAUCAACUAG
This is a messenger RNA of Salvia hispanica, 2070 nucleotides long. The record is from RefSeq and is a predicted model, not a curated record. Lineage: Eukaryota; Viridiplantae; Streptophyta; Magnoliopsida; Lamiales; Lamiaceae.